Messenger RNA from Fonticula alba, 600 nucleotides. RefSeq lists its product as hypothetical. The record is from RefSeq and is a predicted model, not a curated record. The transcript has 3 exons. Bases 1 to 600 code for a protein of 199 amino acids. Gene Ontology annotation, molecular function: GTP binding; GDP binding; GTPase activity. Gene Ontology annotation, biological process: signal transduction. Gene Ontology annotation, cellular component: plasma membrane. Lineage: Eukaryota; Rotosphaerida; Fonticulaceae.
AUGCUCCCAUCCGGCUACGAGUGCGUGGUCAACAUCACCGACACGGCCGGGCAGCAGGAGUACACCUCGCUGCGGGACCACCAGCUCCGCCAUGCCGAGGGGUUCCUCUUGGUAUACUCCAUCUGCGAUGCCACCUCCUUCGAUGAGGCCAAGGCCCUGAAGGAGGCCAUCGAGCGGGUCAACGAGCACCAGACCGUGGCCACGCCGGUGGUUUUGGUGGGCAACAAGAUUGACCUUGAGGCCGAUCGCCAGGUGAGCACCCGCGACGCGAGCGCAUACGCCACCGAGCUCGGCAUUCCUUUCUUCGAGACGUCGGCAAAGACUUCCCAUGGCGUGGAGGCCGCCUUCCAUGCGCUCAUCACCGAGCUGCGAAAGUUCCGCGCGGUAUCAAAUGCCCCGCCGUCGCCAGAGCAGGCUGCCGACCUGGCGCAGUCCUCCGCCGCGGGGUCGGCGUCGGCCGGUGCGCAGGGGGACCUUUCGGCCAGCGGGUCCAAGUCCUCAUCGUCCGGCGGUGGGAGGCGCCGUGGCCGGCGCGGCCAGUCCGGCGAUAAGGGGUCCUCCUCCGGGGGCUCCUCCGGCAAGCUGUGCAUCCUUGUUUAA